Guillardia theta CCMP2712 is the source of this 954-nucleotide messenger RNA. RefSeq lists its product as hypothetical. The transcript has 4 exons. NCBI's taxonomy places the organism in Eukaryota, Cryptophyceae, Pyrenomonadales, Geminigeraceae. Gene Ontology annotation, biological process: tRNA modification. The record is from RefSeq and is a predicted model, not a curated record. Gene Ontology annotation, molecular function: tRNA (guanine(46)-N7)-methyltransferase activity. Bases 1 to 954 code for a protein of 317 amino acids.
AUGUCGCGUUGUGUUCUUAUCGCUCUCAGCCUUGUCGCUCACGUUCACUUCUCGGAUGCCUUCCUGGUCGGAGGGCUUGCAAGGACAUACUGGGGGAGCGCGAGAGGGUCAGGGGGCGAGAGGGUGAGCGGGAGGAGGAACAUGGCGAGGGCAACAGGGGCUACGGUGCUGAAGAGCCAGCAGACAGAGGCGCCGGCAGGGCCACAGGAGCGUCAUCCCAUCUACUGGAUCGACGAAUGCGAGCCGCACGAGAUGACGAGGGAGCUUGCAAGGAAGAACGAGCAGUACCUGUACAAGUUCCUCAACCACAAGGGGAUCGCCCCCUUCAACCUUGACGCCUUCAAGGAGGCAGAGCGCGCGUACGCUGCGUUCAGCAGGGAGGCAGGCGGGGAGCCUCCCAUCAUCAUCGACUCGUGCUGUGGGACAGGGAGGAGCACUUACAACCUUGCGCGGGAGAACCCGACGUCCUUUGUGGUAGGAGUGGAUAAGAGCGAGGUGCGGCUGAAUAGAAACCGAAUCUUCCGUGAGUCCAGCAACGGGCCGGCAGAGAACAUGAUCCUCGUGCGGGCAAACUGCAUCGACUUCUGGAGACUCAUCUGGCAAGCAGGGUGGAAAAUCGACCGCCAUUUCAUCUUGUACCCAAACCCGUACCCGAAGCCAGGGCAGCACUUUCUACGUUGGCACGGUUCCCCAGCUUUCCCGAUCCUCCUGAAGAUGGGGGGAGAGAUUGAGGUCCGGGCAAGCUGGCGGACGUACCUAGAGGAGAUGGCGAUUGCAGCAGAGGAGAUAGGAGGGGUGAAGGAUGCUGUGAUUGAACCUUUGCAAUUCGGGAAAAACUUAGAGAAAGCGAUUAGCAACUUCGAGCGGAAGUAUGUGCUUGCCGGGCAGCCGAUCUACCGCCUGAGAUUCCCUCGCUUGCAACAAAUUCCCUUUGACAGCAGCAGGAAUGAAUAA